ACCUAUUACAUUUCAAACCAAAUUGACAAGGGCCAGACCCAAAACAUAUCUGACUCGCCCAAUAAAGCCUUCGUUUGACUCGCAGUAGGUUUGGGUCUCAUCAGUGAAGAGGAGGAAGAAUCAUUUUUCUGUAAUGAAACCGAGGAAUCUCUGUUAGACACGUGGAAUAUGAGCCUGUUGAUGAUAUGAUUUUACUGGUCCCUGAAAUUUUAUAUUAAACAAAGGAUUUUUCCUUUGAAAUUGAACGUCCAAAGGCAAAGAUAAUCAGAAGUUCCAUACUGAGAUGGCCACUGAAGAGAAAACUCUAGUUGAAAUAUUAGAAGAAAACAACCUCAUUGAUCUUGCCAAAUAUGUAAACUAUGUCAGUGCUCCGCAGGCUGGUGCCAUAGCAACAUUUUCAGGUACAACACGUGGCACCUUUGAGGGCAAAACAGUAGUGGAGCUAAGAUAUGAAGCAUAUGUACCAAUGGCAAUACGCCAGAUGAAAUCCAUCUGUUCAUCUGCUAGAUCAUCCUGGGAUAUCCACUCCAUUGCUGUUGCACACCGCCUGGGUAGUGUUCCAGUUGGAGAAAUGAGUGUCUUCAUUGCUGUAUCGGCUGUUCAUCGUGCUGAUGCCCUGGAUGCUUGUAAGUUUCUGAUUGAUGAGCUAAAGGCAUCUGUUCCAUUAUGGAAGAAGGAGGUUUAUUCUAAUGGAGAGGUUUGGAAGGAGAAUUCAGAGUUUAUGGAUAGAAAGCUGGAGCUAGGGAAAACAAAUGGGAGCUGUUGCAGAAGAAAUGUCAAGGUUGAGACACAUGGCACAAAGAGUUGCUGUGGAGCUAAGGUCAAAGUGGCUGAUGGAGCGGCAGCAGAGAUUAGCACCAGUGAUGCUGGUACUGAAGAAACAAUCUAAAAGAUUCAAUACAAUCACUCUCUAUAAGAAGAAAAGGGAAGAAAAAAUUAAAACAGAGAAAUGGGAUGUUCCAAACUGUUUAUACAUGAAUAAUGUGCCAGCUUUUUAGCAUAUUGUCUCUCUAAUAAUCAGCUUAGCCUUUCAAUCUGUACAUUGUUGACAUGUUGACUUGUCGACUUUGUUUUUAUUAUCACGACUUAAUUUCCAAA
Populus nigra (black poplar) is the source of this 1098-nucleotide messenger RNA. Its product is annotated as molybdopterin synthase catalytic subunit. Gene Ontology annotation, molecular function: molybdopterin synthase activity. Bases 284 to 889 code for a protein of 201 amino acids. Gene Ontology annotation, biological process: Mo-molybdopterin cofactor biosynthetic process. The transcript has 2 exons. The record is from RefSeq and is a predicted model, not a curated record. NCBI's taxonomy places the organism in Eukaryota, Viridiplantae, Streptophyta, Magnoliopsida, Malpighiales, Salicaceae. Gene Ontology annotation, cellular component: cytosol.